Hippopotamus amphibius kiboko is the source of this 2814-nucleotide messenger RNA. RefSeq names its product serine palmitoyltransferase long chain base subunit 1 (gene SPTLC1). Gene Ontology annotation, cellular component: endoplasmic reticulum. Gene Ontology annotation, biological process: sphingosine biosynthetic process; ceramide biosynthetic process. The coding region runs from base 574 to 1530 and encodes 318 amino acids. The transcript is spliced from 15 exons. The record is from RefSeq and is a predicted model, not a curated record. Gene Ontology annotation, molecular function: pyridoxal phosphate binding; serine C-palmitoyltransferase activity. NCBI's taxonomy places the organism in Eukaryota, Metazoa, Chordata, Mammalia, Artiodactyla, Hippopotamidae.
AGUGUGGGUUUUUGGUCUGAGGCCUGGGCGGUGCUUGCCCGGUCACUCCCGGAACCUCGGCGUCCCUCCCUGGAAGGGCUCGCAGGCGCACACACUUCCCAGCGGCGGAAUGUGGGGCGCACUGGCGGGAGCCCUCUCCAGGUCCUGCCCGGAUACAGGAGAGAGGCUCCUGCUUAUCAUCUUAUUUUGGAAGGAAUUUUGAUACUCUGGAUAAUCAGACUUCUUUUCUCUAAAACUUACAAGUUACAAGAACGAUCUGAUCUUACCCUCAAGGAAAAGGAAGAGUUGAUUGAAGAGUGGCAACCAGAACCUCUUGUGCCUCCUGUCUCAAAAGACCAUCCUGCUCUCAACUACAACAUCGUUUCAGGCCCUCCAAGCCAUAAUAUUGUGGUGAAUGGAAAAGAAUGUGUAAACUUUGCCUCAUUCAAUUUCCUUGGUUUGUUGGAUAACCCUAGGCUCAAGGCAGCAGCGUUGGCAUCUCUAAAGAAGUACGGUGUGGGGACUUGUGGACCUAGAGGAUUUUAUGGCACAUUUGAUGUGCACUUGGAUUUGGAAGACCGCCUGGCAAAAUUUAUGAAGACGGAGGAAGCCAUUAUAUACUCGUAUGGGUUUGCCACCAUAGCCAGUGCUAUCCCUGCUUACUCUAAGAGAGGGGACCUUGUGUUUGUAGAUAAAGCUGCCUGCUUCGCCAUUCAGAAGGGAUUACAGGCAUCACGUAGCGACAUUAAGCUAUUUAACCAUAAUGAUAUGGACGACCUGGAGCGACUGCUGAAAGAACAAGAGAUAGAAGAUCAAAAGAAUCCUCGCAAGGCUCGUGUAACUCGACGUUUCAUUGUAGUCGAAGGAUUGUAUAUGAAUACUGGGACUAUUUGCCCUCUUCCAGAAUUGGUUAAGUUAAAAUACAAAUAUAAAGCAAGAAUCUUUCUGGAAGAAAGCCUUUCGUUUGGAGUCCUGGGGGAGCAUGGCCGAGGAGUCACCGAACAUUUUGGAAUUAGUAUUGAUGAUAUUGAUCUUAUCAGUGCCAACAUGGAGAACUCACUUGCUUCAAUCGGGGGUUUCUGCUGUGGCAGGUCUUUCGUGAUUGACCAUCAGCGACUUUCCGGCCAGGGAUACUGCUUUUCAGCUUCAUUACCUCCCCUGUUAGCUGCUGCUGCAAUUGAGGCCCUCAACAUAAUGGAGGAAAAUCCAGGUAUUUUUGCAGUGUUGAAGGAAAAGUGCAAACGAAUUCAUAAAGCUUUACAAGGCAUUUCUGGAUUAAAAGUGGUGGGGGAGUCCAUUUCUCCAGCAUUUCACCUCCAGCUAGAAGAGAGCACUGGGUGUCGGGAAAGAGACGUUAAACUACUUCAGGAAAUAGUAACUCAGUGCAUGGACAGAGGCAUCGCAUUGACUCAGGCACGCUACCUGGAGAAAGAAGAGAAGUACCUCCCUCCUCCGAGCAUUAGGGUGGUGGUCACAGUGGAACAAACAGAAGAGGAACUGGAGAAAGCUGCGUCCACGAUCAGCGAGGUGGCCCAGACCGUGCUGCUUUAGUCUGGGGCCUGGUGGCCGCUCUCCAUGCAACACACAGACAGGCCCCAGAGUCACUGCAGAGCGAACCAGAGGGGGCCUACGGGUGCCGGAUAGGGUGUCGCUAGAUGGUGUGGACAUCGACUCGGCGUAUGACCAUAAGAAUGCUGGUUACUUAAAAGAAAACACAUCCAAAAGCCCAAGAACUGAUUUUUUUAAGAGAAAAACUAUUGACAGCAUAUAACUGAUAUUUAAAUUGUGCUAUUUAGUACAAUUAGUUUUAUUAAUACUAGUAUUUUAUAUUCUAUUUUUGUUGUCAUUGUUUAAAAAUGGAGCUUCCGUUUACCUUUCCCUUCUACUGGUAAAGAUUGUGAGCACUCCUUAAUAUCUCAUAGAAAAUUGUCUGCAACAUUAAAGCUUAGAGGCACUUUCAGCAUAUAUGAUACGAAAUGUAUUGAAGAUCUAAUUCAACGAGAUAUUUCAGUCUUCGUCAUGUGCAGCUCAGUGGUGGCUAAUAUAUAAAGGAAUACUUUUUGUGUGAUUAUUAUGAACUUGUCAUUACAAUAUAUUUGAAUCCUAGAGGUUUUAUAUACACUAAGCACCGGCGUUGCACCAUUUCUAACGGUGAGGCCCAGCAUCCCCAGCCAGAGAAUAGUCAUUAUACUUCCUGAGGGAGCAAUAAUUUAAAUCAGAUGCCGUUUUGUUUUAGUAUAAUUGACCUUUACAGUUAUUAUGUGUCGACUUCUAAUCUGUUUUUGGAAGAGGGUUACAAUGAUGACCCCAAAAUAGAAAUCAUGUCCUUGAUAUUUUAGAAUAUCUUGAAUGUGUUCUUUUUUGAUAGUGGGUUUGCUUAUGAGCAUAUAGCUACAAGCUUUUUCUAAGCUAAAGAAAAUGAGACCUUUAUUUCUUUUCAGCUUAUGAAUUCCAGAUAUCUAAAAAAGAUGUGAAAGCACUAAAAAAUAAAAUUCUUAAGCUGUGCUUUAGCUAUCUGUUUUUUCUUUAGCAAGCCAGGUUGGGUGGUAUAAAUGUUUGUGUAUGUCCACAAGAUAGUGCGUAAAUAUUACACUAAUACUCCUUAUUAAAGGAGAAGGAAUAAAUUAUAUUAAAAAUGUCAUUUUUAUAAUAUAUGUUCAUAUUAACAAAUGGUCUUCAACAUCUUUUUAAAUAACAUAUUUUUUAAUGUUUAGUUUCUAUUUUGCUUGAGGUAUUUUGUACAUAUGUGCCUUGUGAUUGCUGCUGCUUUAGAGGAUACAGUACUCUUUGGGGGAUGAAUCUGUUUUGUUUUUUAAUGAAAUAAACCUACAUUCC